AUGUAUGUCUGUCUAUCUAUCUAUCUAUCUAUCUAUCUAUUUUUCCAAUUUAUUUUGACUACUCCGUAUGUAUGUUUUCUAUCUAUCUAUCUAUCUAUCUAUCUAUCUAUCUAUCUAUCUAUCUAUCUAUCUAUUUUCCAAUUUGGACGAAUUGCUAGGCUUUUAGGCUUCCGCGGUUGCUAUUUCAUUGUCUUUUGUGAAUCUCGUUCCAACAGGCUCAUAAGUAAAGAUUUUUCAUGUAUAAUUUCUCUUUCAUCUUCCUCUACUUUUCCCUCUGCCUUUCUCCGUCUCUCUCUGUCUAUCUAUCUAUCUAUCUAUCUAUCUAUCUAUCUAUCUAUCUAUCUAUCAUUAUAUUUUUGUCAUCUAUCUAUCUAUCUAUCUAUCUAUCUAUCUAAUUUGGACUUUAUAGUUACUGUUCGUCAAAAAUAUGUUUCUGCUAAAUGUUGUCUCUCUGAUUCUUACAUAUACCCCUCUUUCUUUCUAUUUUUCGCGUCCUAUUAUCGCUUCGUCCUCAACCAUUGGCCGCAUUUAGUCCCCCUCCUCUUUCUCGCUUUCUUAACCUCCUCCCUAUUCCUCUCCCAUGACUCUCCCAACAAUUACCUUGUGCGUUCACUUCUCUCUCUCUCUCUCUCUUUCCUAUUUCAUUUUUUUUUACUUCCUUUUCUUUCUUUACUGAGGCUGUUUUCACUGACCGUCAUCCGGAAGUCCCCUAAAGAUACGGCACGUAAAAAAGUAAUUAGGAAUCUAUCUAUCUAUCUAUCUAUCUAUCUAUCUAUCUAUCUAUCUAUCUAUCUAUCUAUCUAUCUGUGCCCCUAUGCAAUUAUGUAA
Molecule: messenger RNA, 828 nt
Organism: Acanthosepion pharaonis
Lineage: Eukaryota; Metazoa; Mollusca; Cephalopoda; Sepiida; Sepiidae
Source: the annotation of a GenBank genome assembly